Messenger RNA from Phlebotomus argentipes, 2963 nucleotides. Its product is annotated as lachesin-like. NCBI's taxonomy places the organism in Eukaryota, Metazoa, Arthropoda, Insecta, Diptera, Psychodidae. The record is from RefSeq and is a predicted model, not a curated record. The coding region runs from base 342 to 1742 and encodes 466 amino acids. The transcript is spliced from 12 exons. Gene Ontology annotation, cellular component: neuron projection.
GACUCGAAUGCGGAUGGAUUGAAUAGCUUCACCCUUCGCGAAGGCAAAUCUGAGUGCAUUAUAGCGACUGAUCACGAAAAGAACACUAUUGCAAAUUGAGUUGCAUGUGUGAUAAUUCUUCACUGUUCAGUGCCGGAUAGAUUGAAUUUUGCCUCCACUCGGUGGAAAUGUGCUUCUUUACGAUCGCUGGCGCUGCUUCAGGCUUAGUGAUAAUUCUCAAGUGAUAAAAGCAAAGUGAUUGGACCAGUAAAUUAACGCCAAUCGACAAAGCCGGGAAAGGCUGAGGAGGAGGAGGAAGACCACGAGCGAAUGUUCUAAAUUGCAUCGACUCUUCAGCUAAAAUGACAAAAGUUGAUUGCUUCAAGAAGUUCUUCCUCAAGAUUUUGCUCCAAUUCACAGUGGUACUCUCGGCUACAGGACACAGCCAGAAGCCCAGCGGUGAACUGGAGCCUGAGUUCUUGGCGCCGCUCGAAAAUCUAACAGUAACCCAGGGCAGGGACGUCUCCUUCACUUGUGUCGCCAACAACUUGGGGGAGUAUCGGGUGGCAUGGAUAAAGUCAGACUCGAAAGCUAUUCUGGCUAUCCACACUCACAUGGUGGCACUAAAUCCACGAUUAAGUGUGACACAUAAUGGCCACAACACGUGGAAAUUGCACAUAUCACACGUCCACCUUAAUGAUUCAGGCAGCUAUAUGUGUCAGGUGAACACUGAUCCGAUGCGGAGUCAGUCUGGCUAUCUGAGUGUGGUCGUACCGCCGGAUAUUCUGAAUCUGCCCGACACCAAUAGCGCCACCCAGGAGGAGGGCAUCACCCCCGAAGGUGGCACCGUGUCAUUAGUUUGCUCAACCACGGGAGUUCCCAUGCCAUCGGUGCAGUGGCGCCGCGAGGGUGGCAAGGAUAUUGUGGUGCGCAAUGAGGGCCGAGAUAAACAAGUCGUGAAGCAUGUCGAUGGCGAACGUCUCACGUUGCACAAUGUACAGAGAACUGACAUGGGAGCUUAUUUGUGUAUAGCUUCAAAUGGCGUUCCACCCUCAGUCAGCAAGAGAUUUGACGUGAAAGUGAUCUUUGUCCCAGUUGUCCGUGUUGUAAAUCAAUUAGUCGCAGCUCCAGUGGAUCGUCAUGUUCUGCUCCAGUGUGUUGUGGAAGCGUUCCCCAAACCUCUAAAUGGAUGGUAUAGACACGAUGGCACGAAAAUCUAUGAGAGUUCAAAAUAUCAAAUGACAGAGGGCUUGAUAAAUACCUACACGUGGCAGCUGAAUCUCACAGUGAAAAACCUUCAGUUUGACGACUUUCACACUUAUGUGUGCUCCAGCAUCAACGGCCUGGGCAAGUCCGAGGCCAGGAUCCGACUGCAAGAACUCCGACUUCCGCCAACCUCAACAACCACACCAACCCCUUAUAUGUACACCACGGCCAAGCCGAGACGAAAGGCCACGCAGAGCCACAUCAAACCGGCCACAUUUGAUGUGCCCAAGAUCAAGGAGACUGUCGUCACGAAUCAUGUGCAAGAAAACGAGAUUGCCGGUGCGGCUCUUGAAGUUUUAACACAAGUGCCAGUCAGAGCGGGCAUCGAGAAGACACGGAACACCCAAAUGCCUGCAGCCGUUCCGUCGCGACGGACUCCGUGGAUUAAUUUGUACGAUCCGACUGGAUGUGGCAGCGUCAGUCAGCCCUGCAAUUACUGUCUACUUCUUGUACUGCUCCCAGCUCUUGUGCGCCUCACCGGGCGUCCUGUGUCGUAAGAACACACGUUCCCCUUCCCCACAUCGAGAUUGAAUAUUGUACAAAUUCCUGCGAGAUCGUUUUCCCUCUUCAUUUUUCUCUUUUAUUUUUUCCCCUUUUCUCCACAUCCCACGAGCAAAUCCACCCUCUAUUGCAUUCUCUCCCCCUUUUGCUGGUUAACCACUCGAGAUCCCCACAAAGCCAUCCUUUGCUCUCCUUAUCCUUCGGGUUGGCGAGGUGAAAUUUAUUGAUAUGGCGGCACAAGGAAUCCCCCGAAGGAGAGGAAUUCAGGCCCGCAGACAAAAAAAAUGGAAGAAAGAGAAAUGUUUGAUAUGAGAAUUUUUAUAAAUUUAAGAGGAGAGAUUAUAAAAAUAGAUGUCUUCCGUAUUUUUAAUAUAUAAGUGAUGGUGAAAGUGAAACAUGUCACAAGAGAGAAAAAUUACAUUGCUUACAAGCUCGAUGGAUUUAAGUUUUGUUGCGCAGAAGACAUAAAUUUUCCUUUUCCCCUCUGAAUUCGCUUUUCUACAAUUUAUUGUGUUUCUCGCCGCACAAGACCAAGAAAAACUCCUCUCAAGGUAAAUAGCGAAGAAGCACAAAUGAUGAAUUUGUGACAAUAUUAACUCUAUAUAAUCGAUUGCAAGUCUCUCAGAAAGUUGAAAGCUCAUGCCACUUGGUGAGAAUCUUCUCGGCAAGUACUAAGCGAGUUGGGCCUGAAUGUUGAACCGCAGUGGACUUUUUGAGUGUACAUUUGUGGAGUCUAAAGAGAAAUGUUGAAGAGGAUGAAAAAUAUCCUCUUUUCAUUGUAAAUAAUUAACCGUGUUAAAUACUGAGACAGUAAGAAAGAAGAGAAAAUUAAUAAAAUCUUUCAACUGCCCAAAUAUUCUACUGUUAGUCACGAAUUUAUAUAUACGGAAAAUGCUACUACUGAAAUAGAAAUCCUUUGAAAAGAAAAGAAAACAUGUAAAUAUCAUCAUAUAUCAAUUUAUCUCCCAAUGAUGAAAACCAAAGAAGAAACAUUGAACAAAGUGAAAAGAAUUCCUAAUGAAGUGAAUUUCGAAAGACUUUCCGUUAAUUGCACUUCAGAUGUGAAGUUAUUCUAAUUAACAAAAAUAGUGUGUUAAGAAUUGUGUAAACCUAGGAUAAUGUCAUUGAACAAGUAAAGAAAACAACAUUAUAAUUGAAGAAUCAGUUUAUGAUUAUAAGUAAUAAAAAUGCAUGACAAUAAAUAUUAUUAUUUGAAA